Cephus cinctus (wheat stem sawfly) is the source of this 3096-nucleotide messenger RNA. Its product is annotated as tubulin glycylase 3A. NCBI's taxonomy places the organism in Eukaryota, Metazoa, Arthropoda, Insecta, Hymenoptera, Cephidae. The transcript is spliced from 13 exons. Gene Ontology annotation, biological process: cilium movement; cilium assembly; protein polyglycylation. The record is from RefSeq and is a predicted model, not a curated record. Gene Ontology annotation, cellular component: cilium. The coding region runs from base 32 to 2665 and encodes 877 amino acids. Gene Ontology annotation, molecular function: protein-glycine ligase activity, initiating.
CAAGAUACAGGACAGGUAAAACCUGCACCACAUGAACGUGAACGAUGCGGAAUCGGAGAGUCCUGGAUCCCAAGAUGCGGAAAAAAUGGAGAAAAUUGAAAACGACGAGGGCAAGGAUGAGAGUUUGGAUAUAUCCGAGAAAUCCAUUACGAUCGCCAGGGAUACUGAUUCCAUUUUGAAAUCUGAAAAUGGCUGUGACUCCGUUUCGUCCAAGACAGGCAGCAACGAAUUAAACUCAAUUUUACCACCGACACUACAAGAAAGAUUUCUUCGUAUUAAACGAAUAGUUAAAGAUGCAAUUGCUGCUCAUCGUACUUUUAUGAUAUAUGGAAGAUCACGCGUAGUUCGAGAAUGCAUGUUGAAGAGAGGAUGGUGCGAGAAAUUCUAUAAGAAAAUUACUAACGCUGAUCAACAUAUGACUGUCGAUUCAAGCCCAGUAGCUCUACUAGCUGGAAUAGGUGACCUCAAGGAUCAGCAAAGUGAGCGUCAACUCAUUUCAAAAAUGCUCAGCAACCACACUGUCGACUUCCUCUGGAACACUGGCUCAGACUGGCCAGGAUGGCCAACCCAGGAUAAUAAAACUACAAUCUUCAAUAGAUUCUGUAGAGCUGGCUUCACCUCCAAGGUGGGCCUUUGUUCAAAUGUCAGACAAAUGCAUUGGUACUACGAAGCUGGUGUUGCCAACACGUUAUUUCCACGUUGCUACAACAUAUGUCAGGGUGAUCAAAUGCACGCCUUCGUUGAAGACUUCCGGUUCACUGCGUGUCUCAGCUUACUCAAGUGGCUCGUAGACAAGAUCAACACCGAGGGUGAAAACGCAACCAGGUCACCGACUGGUACAAUUCCUCUGAAAGCAUUAGAUUUUGCUAUUAGACGUUGCAGCGACUACAUUGGUGCCCAAUCGCACGAGGAUAUCGAUCAGGAAGUUGAGAGGGUCUGGUCCCAUCAAUGGGAUCAAUUUAUCUGCUGGUAUUACAAGAUCAUUCAGGGUCAAGCUGUUUUCGUUAGAAACAAUGUACCUUUUCACAAAUACUUUCUGGCCUCGAGGCACAUCCUCAAGAGGAUCCGGAAGUACUGGCCGCAAUUGGACAUGGAUGGUAUCACAAACGUUUGGAUAUUAAAACCUGGAAAUAAAAGUAGAGGUCGUGGAAUUACUCUCAUGAACAGGCUUGAGGAUGUAGUGGCUAAAGUUAAUCCAGCUAAUAAAUCAGACACCCGUUACGUCGUUCAGAAAUAUAUUGAAAGACCAUUCUUGGUGUACAGUACUAAAUUUGACAUCAGACAGUGGUUCAUUGUAUCGUGUGCACAACCCUUGACUCUGUGGAUGUACAGGGAAAGCUACCUAAGGUUUUGCUCACAAAAAUUUUGUCUUACGGAUUUUCAUGAAUCCAUUCACUUGUGCAAUCAUGCUAUUCAGUGCAAAUACAAAAAUAGUAACGACAGAGAUCCUGCGCUUCCGUCGGAUAACAUGUGGGACGCCACAACAUUUAAGCAAUUCCUCAAAACACAGGGCCAUAACGACGCUUGGGAUGAGCUCAUUUAUCCGGGAAUGAAACAGGGUUUGGUUGGCUCCUUAUUGGCUAGCCAGGAAGCCAUGGAUAGACGUAAAAAUAGUUUUGAAUUGUAUGGCGCUGAUUUUAUGGUAAUGGAGGAUUUUUCUGUUUGGCUGAUCGAGAUUAAUAGUCAUCCUGAUAUGAACUACACUACCAGUGUGACUACGCGUUUAUGUCGGCAGGUUAUGGAAGACACUAUUAAAGUGGUUAUCGAUUUUCGCGAGGAUAAAAAUGCGGACACUGGCGAAUUUGAGCUGGCUUAUAGACAAAGGAUGCCAAGCUGUCAGCCGUAUUUGGGUGCCGCACUGUCACUGCAAGGAACGAGAAUAACAGCUUGCGAGAAGAAACACAAUUCUAACUCGCAGGAUUCCAAGCUGAGUCUAGUUUCAAAAUCGCCACCGAUCUCUCUGCCAAAAAAGAAAUCAACCGUGCAUAGCUACAUAGGACCGGUAAUAGUGGAUUUGAUAGAGGAACUAGAAAUUCAAUUAGAUCAAGAAUUUUAUACCUGCUACAAGCUGGAAUCUCCUAAGAUGCGACAAUCGUUACCAGCUACUGCACCUUCUAAGUCAUCAAAACCAUCACUCGUAUCUGUCAAACAUGAAUCCACUGCUACGAGCACCAGUGCUGCCAUCACGUCACAGAAUACAAAAAUAAAAUCACCAGCAUUGAACCAGAAAAACUCUUCUAAGCCAAUUGGAAAUUCUAAGAGUCCAAGACAAAAGACUAAGAGCAAAAGCAGAACGGCAGCUACCGCUAUUGUGAAUACGAGAUCAGAUGCGUCAUCGGAGCGGCAAAGUUUGAUUUCGAAAAUUAUGAAGCUUCAACAACAAAGCGACCGUUCGGUACUUUUGAAAUCUGAAAAGUCUCAGGCUAAGCAAAACGAAGAGAAGAUCAUCAGCACUGCCAUGAGAGAUGCUAUUAGUAAAUAUAAGAGAAAUGGAACAGUUCCUCUCGAGGUGCCACCACUGCCGUCUCUCCUGAUUCCAAGCAGCACAGGAAAGACAAAGAACAAAAAUCAAGGUCCUCAAAGAAAGAAAAAUCCACAAAAGAAGAAAAAAAUUCUUCUCGACAUAACAGACAUGUACGCAGUUGGAUUGGGUCUUACAAAAUGACAAAUUACCAUCGAUAACUACCAAUUGCCUCCUAACAGAAUCCACAACGCAUUUCUUAAUUGUCAUGAAAUAUCUAUAUUUAACCUUACAAAAAUAAUGUACCGAUAAUAAAGUAUCGAGAUGUUCCCAAAACGCAAAAACAAAAAGAAGUAAACGAUAACCUCAAAUGUAAAAUCACUCGUUGCAGUAUCGAUAACGAAUAAAACAAUAGAAUUGGACGUUUCUAUAAAUAUGAGAAAAAAAAAGUUACGAAAAUUCCCAAUAACCGUUUUGCACGCAAUUUACACGUAAAUUCAAUGGAAAAUUCUAAUAGAAUUUUAUAACCAAACAAAAGUCAUUCCUGGAACAGUGAUUCGAGUAUACUUUUGAAAAAUAAUUUAAUGUUAAUUCGCGAGCAAUUAAAUAAUCUCGCAUUCUUUCUUGCCAUACUG